This is a messenger RNA of Candidozyma duobushaemuli, 432 nucleotides long. It is a transcript of the gene EAF6, whose product is annotated as Eaf6p. Gene Ontology annotation, cellular component: NuA4 histone acetyltransferase complex. Lineage: Eukaryota; Fungi; Ascomycota; Pichiomycetes; Serinales; Metschnikowiaceae. The coding region runs from base 1 to 432 and encodes 143 amino acids. The record is from RefSeq and is a predicted model, not a curated record. The transcript has a single exon.
AUGUCUAAACCUCAAAGCUCUGUUGAUCAGUACACACAGCUCAAAAACCAGCUCUCGCAGCAAAUAGUGAAGAAGCAGGAACUAGAUGCACAGCUACAAGCGCUAGAGAGUAGCAUCUAUGAGAAAGAAAACGACUAUUUCAACGAGAGCACUUAUGGCAAUAUCGUCAAGGGAUUUGAUAGCUUCGCCAAGUCAUCUUCUGGUGGCUCAAGCAAACGCAAGAUGGUGUACACCGAUGAUGACCAUAUUUUCAGUCUUCUGUCAGCUACGUUUGUGAGGACAUUGAUGAAGAGACAAGGAACUGGAGGCCCAGACUACGACGAUUUUGAGGAUUCUGUCGAGACGCCUGCGAGUAAUGUACCAAAUGGCAACAAGGAGCAACCUGGAACACCGGGCAGAAAAAGAAAAAACCGUCUAGAAGAGACCAAAUGA